AUGAGAGCUGUAUCAAAUUUUGCUUAUGUCAAAGCAACAGAAUUACGAAACAUGUUAUUUUAUGGUAUAUUACUGAAUUUAGAACCAUUUUUAUCAAAUCAACAAUUAUCACACUUAGCAUUAUUUAUUUGUGUCAUUCGUUUAUUACGCAGUCAACAUUUGGUACAUUAUUCAUACAUGUAUAAUAAUCAUGGUGCAUUAUCAAAUACUGGUUGUUUUGGUCAAGAAGAUCUUGUCGGCAGCAUGAGUUCAAGUCAUCAUGGUUCACGUUAUUAUGGUGCAUUAAUUACACAUUACUAUAACAUUGAUUUUCAUAUACAUAACAAGAAACAACAAGAACAAACGACUACCAAUGGUCCAGACGAUCCUUCUGGACAAUCACCUAUUGAACAUACACAUCUUUAUUCUUUUUUAUGUAAUUGUACAGAUAUACAUAAAUGUUUUAUUAUUUAUCGUCGUUUUAGUAUUAAUCAUUAA
Molecule: messenger RNA, 477 nt
Organism: Didymodactylos carnosus
Lineage: Eukaryota; Metazoa; Rotifera; Eurotatoria; Philodinida; Philodinidae
Source: the annotation of a GenBank genome assembly